AUGGGUUCUGCUCGGCCGUUUUACACACAAAUAUUAAAUAAUUACGAGCCACAAUUAAGUUUAUUAUAUGAAAAAACUCGAUCAUUAAAUGAUAAAUUAUUGGAUUCAUUUACACCAUUACAAUUAAUUGCAAUGGCAUCAGUAGUUACCGCAUGCGGUAUCGGACUCUAUCAAUUUUUAUUUGGUCAUGAUGAAGACAUUCCUACGCGUAUUAAACAAACAAUAUUUCGUUUGGCUCGUCAUAUACCUAUGGUACAACGUGAAAUUGCUAAAGCACGUAAUGAUACAUUAAAAUCAGUCUAUGCUGAUAUGGCAAAAAGUAUUCAAGGACAUAAAUUUGCUAAAGCUUUACCGGAAAAAGGACUUGCAAAAGAUGAACUUAUUCGAAAACUUGAAAAUUAUCGAAAUUUUGAAACUAUUAGUUAUUCAUCUGGUAAAGUUUCUGGUUGUGUUUACAAAUUAUCAAAAUCGGAUACAAACGAAAUCUAUACUACAGCUUUUAAUUUAUUUGGUGAUACAAAUCCACUUCAUGCUGAUGUUUUUCCUGAUAUUCGAACAAUGGAAGCCGAAGUUGUACGAUGUGUAGCAACUAUGUUUCAUGGUGAUGAAAAUGUUUGUGGAACGAUGACAUCUGGUGGUACAGAAUCAUUAUUAAUGGCUUGUAAAACCUAUCGUGAUAUGGCUUUAGCAAAAGGCAUUAAAAAUCCAGAAAUGUAA
Molecule: messenger RNA, 717 nt
Organism: Rotaria sordida
Lineage: Eukaryota; Metazoa; Rotifera; Eurotatoria; Philodinida; Philodinidae
Source: the annotation of a GenBank genome assembly